GAAUAUCAACACAAAAAUGCCACCAAUCCGGAAGCAGCAAGCAGAGCCAGCCUCUAGAGCUAAUGUUCUUUACUUGUUGAUAGCUUUUCGCAUCUGCAAUGCUCUUUUCAUCCGCACCUUUNUUCAACCGGACGAAUAUUUUCAAUCUCUGGAACCAGCCUGGGACAUAGCUUUUGGACCUUCUAGUGGUGCAUGGAUAACUUGGCGUCUCAGGUCUUCGCUACACCCUUUCCUGUUUGCAGCAGUCUACCGCGUGGCAGCCUUAAUCGCUGAUUCUCUACAUCUGGAAGCAGCAACUCGAGCCGAGCUGCUGCUAGCAGCCCCCAAAUUACCUCAAGCGUGUUUCGCAGCAACCACUGACUACUUCAUCUGGAAGUUGGCGACAAAAGCAUACGGCAAAAACUCGAGAGCUUCUUCCGCUGCGUCCAUGGCAAUGGUUUUGCUCGACAAGGACACUUUCAAACUCUCUGGAGACCACAUUGACCACCAUUGUUCUAUGCCUUUGGCCUUUGCGCUUCGAAUGGCUCUGGCAUUGGCGGCUGUAGCCACAGUGCUGAGACCGACGAACGCGAUCAUCUGGAUUGUCAUGGCUGUAUAUACAGCAGCCCCAGGCAAAGACAUCAAUCUGACACGGGCACUCUGGACUCUCGCCGUGGAGUGCCUCGGUGUCUCGCUUGCCUCGGAUCGUCUCUACUAUGGUGAUUGGACCUUUCCGCCACUUCGCUUCAUCCAUUUCAACGUCGUACAGUCUCUCGCGGUAUUCUACGGCAGGAAUCGACCCGAUUACUACCUGACCGAGGGACUUCCGUUACUCUUGACUACGACACUGCCGUUUGCUGCAUGGGGGUGCUGGUCCGCUUUCACCAAUAACACGAGACACGAUUCAGACUGUCAGAAAGUCAUUCGACCUUUGGCAAUCUCGACCUUCGUUUUCGUGACGGUCAUGAGCUUGAUCGCUCAUAAGGAAGUCAGAUUUAUCUAUCCUCUUCUACCAGGACUCCUAGUGCUGGCAGCAGGUCCCUUUUCGCAAUUCUUCUCACCGCUGCUGCUACCAAGAACCGCUAUAAAGAAGAUACUUCUGUUCCUCUUUAUUACCGUCAAUGUGACACUGGCAUUCUACAUCAGUCAAGUCCAUCAGCGAGGUGUAAUUGAUGUGUUGCAUCAUCUCCGGCAACAACAUGAACUCAAUGCAUCCUCAAACACUACAGUCAUGUUUAUGAUGCCCUGUCACAGCACGCCCUGGAGAAGCCAUCUGAUACACCCCAGUAUUGACGCACGGGCACUAACAUGCGAACCACCACUUGAUGUCCCCAUCGAGGCGAGAGCUUCAUACAUGGAUGAAGCAGAUCAUUUCUACGCAGAUCCUCUUGUCUGGAUGCGCGAGCACAUGGAAAAUUUGGAAGCCUUAGAGAAGAGACAGCACAAUGUUGCAAUCGACAUUCAUCAAGACAAGGCACAGUGGCCAGAGUAUCUGGUCUUCUUUGAACAACUGGAACCUACCAUGACUGAGUUCUUGGCCAAGACUGCAUACAAACAGUGCUGGCAAGGCUUCAAUACGCACUGGCAUGAUGAUCGGAGGCGUCAGGGAGAUGUGGUGGUGUGGAGUUUGAGUGAAAGUGUA
Aureobasidium vineae is the source of this 1621-nucleotide messenger RNA. NCBI's taxonomy places the organism in Eukaryota, Fungi, Ascomycota, Dothideomycetes, Dothideales, Saccotheciaceae. The record is from the annotation of a GenBank genome assembly.